Messenger RNA from Carcharodon carcharias (great white shark), 973 nucleotides. It is a transcript of the gene rrp7a, whose product is annotated as ribosomal RNA processing 7 homolog A. Gene Ontology annotation, molecular function: RNA binding. The record is from RefSeq and is a predicted model, not a curated record. Gene Ontology annotation, biological process: rRNA processing; ribosomal small subunit assembly. The coding region runs from base 48 to 872 and encodes 274 amino acids. Gene Ontology annotation, cellular component: UTP-C complex; CURI complex. Lineage: Eukaryota; Metazoa; Chordata; Chondrichthyes; Lamniformes; Lamnidae. The transcript has 7 exons.
UAAUGAUCAAGAGCGGGCGGGACUACUCAUCGUGACGUUUUUCCAAGAUGGCGCCGCCCAGAGUCGGAGGGGGAAGCGCGGGGGGAGAUUUCACCGUCAUCCCGCUGCGGUUCUCCAACAGGAGCCGAGCCUCCCGCCAUCUCUUUGUGAAGCUGCACCGGGUCCGUGACACUGCUGAUCAGAGCCGCCCCCGGGACCGGACCCUGUUUGUCCUCAACCUGCCCCCGUACAUCAGCCAGGAGUGUGUGCACAGGUUGUUUUCACAAUGUGGACCCGUGGCCUCAGUGGAACUGCAGGAAAAGCCAGGCCCAAGCAACAAAUCAGAGACACCAAAAUCAAAGUUCUUCCCUGGCCGGUCUGUACAGGGUUUCCGAGUGGCCUACGUGGUGUUUAGGAGCCCGGCCGGAGUGAAAGCUGCUGUGUCCUCGAAACCCCGAGAACCCUGGGUCUUGUCUACGAAUGAGCACCCUGUCGAAACAGGCCUUCAGAAAUGGAUCCAGGAUUAUUCCUCCAGUAUCAUUGACGCGGGGGAGCUGCAGACUGAGAUCGACCAGUUCAUGAAGCAACACGACCAGAAGGUGGCGGAGUUGGAGGCCCUGGAAGAGGCUGAAGAUGGCGUCCCAGACGAGGAUGGCUGGGUGAAGGUGACCAGGAAGGGCCGGCGUCCAGGAAUUCCCCGGACUGAGGCGGGAAACCUGCGGCUGAUCCAACGGGAGAAACGCAAACGUGCUCAGAAAGAACUGCUGAACUUCUACAGCUGGCAACACCGAGAAACAAAACGGGAACAUAUCGCUCUGCUUCGGAAGAAAUUUGAAGAGGAUAAACAGAAGAUUGCUCUGCUGAGGGCCGAGCGCAAAUUCAAACCUUUUUGAAGCCCCCUUGGCCUGUAGGAGCUGGACUGGACGGGAGACUCAAUCCGGGGUUAGGGCAGCGAGAGGGAUUUGAUCCUGAGGGAGGGGGGUGACAAGCGGAA